Molecule: messenger RNA, 1599 nt
Organism: Vicia villosa (hairy vetch)
Lineage: Eukaryota; Viridiplantae; Streptophyta; Magnoliopsida; Fabales; Fabaceae
Product: myb-related protein 308-like
Exons: 4
Coding region: 11-1051 (346 amino acids)
Source: RefSeq, a predicted model, not a curated record
CUUACUAGAUAUGGGAAGAGCUCCUUGUUGUGAGAAAGUUGGGUUGAAGAGAGGAAGAUGGACUACAGAAGAAGAUGAGAUCUUGUCGAAAUAUAUUCAGGCCAAUGGAGAAGGUUCUUGGAGGUCAUUGCCCAAAAAUGCAGGAUUAUUAAGGUGUGGGAAGAGUUGUAGACUAAGAUGGAUUAACUAUUUGAGAACUGAUCUAAAAAGAGGAAACAUUUCUGCUGAAGAAGAGGAUACCAUUGUAAAGUUGCACACUACUUAUGGCAACAGGUGGUCCAUGAUUGCUAGCCACUUGCCAGGAAGAACCGACAACGAAAUUAAAAACCAUUGGAAUUCUCAUCUCAGUAGAAAAAUUUACUGUUUCUCCAAAAUUUCCACAACUACAGAGACAAAGAUCAUUGAUACUCCUCCUCCUAAACGCAAAUGUGGUAGAACAAGUCGUUGGGCCAUGAAGAAAAACAAGAUUUACAAGAAACAAACCACCACUAAUAGUAACAGUAGUACUAUUGUUCAACCUGGUAUUAAAGAGAAAUUAGUUAACGACGUGGAAGUUCAAACAACACAUGAACAAGAGAAAGAGAGAACAUCAACCACAACAACGUAUGAACUAUGUGACGACAUCUUAGGAUUGAGUGAAUUAUUAGACGACAUUAAUGAAGUGAGUGGGGCGUUGUGCAUGGAAAACUGUUUGCUGGAAACAUGUGGGUCUGCUACAAAUUUAAGUGAGGAGAGAGAAACAAUGGAGGAAAAUGGAAGAGCAAUGAAUGAUGAUGGUGAUGUGUGUAUUAAUUAUAAGCAGGCUUCAUGUGAGGAGCCGGAGAGUAGUGUGAAUUACCAAGGGUCAAAUAAUGGGGAGAGUGGUGAGUGGAAUUGGGAGAGUGUGAUGAAGUUUAAUAUUGAGGAGGAGGAUGAUAGUAGUAGGGAGCAUAAUAAAGAGAAUCUCUUGAAUUGGUUGUGUGAAGAUGAUGAUUGGGAAGGGGAUAGUAAGAUGUUGGGAGAGAUAGAUUCUCAGAAACAAAAUGAGUUGAUUGCUUGGUUUCUUUCUUGAAAAAUUAACAGGGUCGACAAGAGUGUUUUUCAUGUACUCUCUGAUCAUUUUAUAAGCAAAGAUUUUCUUUUUAAAUUCAUUGAAUAAUGAAUGUAUCUGAUCUUUUAUGUAGACCAAAUACAUUCAUUACUUAACGAAUUAAAAAAAGAAUUUUUGUUUAUAAUAAUGUCGGAGGAAAUAUGUUUUAUUUUGUUUGUGAGUCUUGUGAUUGGUUUUUUUUAGUGUAGGUUUGUGACAAAUUUGUUAUUGUAGAAUAAAUAAUGAUUCGUUGGUGAGUACAAAAAUAAUAAAAAUGAGUUGUGACUUUUUUGGAUUGUUUAAACGGUGGACUCGUGAGUAUUGCAAUAGUUUAAUUUUGGUAAGUACUUGUUGACAUGAGGGGCUGGUUAGAAGGUCGGUUGAUGUGGAGUUGAAGACUUUACUUUUGUAUGUAUGGGACCAAGGUUGAAUAGCUGGUUGUUAUGGAUGGUUUGUUGUUUACGGGUGGUUGAACUUUCAUGGUGUUUUUCAUAAUUAUGAGAUUCAAUAUUUCAUGCAAAAUGACGAUU